ACAACAACAACAUAAACCUAUCAUUCACCAUCCUACUGAACAACAUACAGAUGAUAUCAGCUCAUUAACUACUUCCUGUUUUCAAGAACUCUCCGACCUGACCAAAACAACUACUAUCACUACAACCUCUACGACUUCUUCCUAUUCUUUUGAACUUCCUCAAGAAGAAAAGAGUUUGAAUAAACCUUCUACAACAACCAGGUCCACUCAAACUACUGAUCCUUCUUCUACUAUUCAACAACCUUCUCCCCCUGCAGUUUCCAACAGAAAAAAGAAGAAACUACCGAAACAUCCUAUUUGCAUUGAUACCAAUGACGGAAUACGACAAACAACAACAAGUAAUACAACUACAAGUACAAAUACACCCGUAUGGUCACCCUUUCAUCGUUCUCCAUCCAUGAUAUCUAGUGGUGCUGUUGCAUCUACCUCGGCAGCUCGUAUUGAUCUUGGAAACCUCAGUGAUGAAGAAGAAGCCGUUUUGGAAGCGGAAAUUGCUGCUCGACGUGCAGCUAGACGAUCAAGACGAAGAAAACAUUAUGCUGAUACAGAUGAUGAAGAUGAUCAUGUACAAAUUGGAACUCGUGUAGCUGAAGGACAUCGAAACUAUCAAUUGAUGUAUGAUAUGCUGACUGGUAUUAGAAUUGCUGUAGGAAGAGUUUCCGCCAAAAUGCGACGAGAUCCUAAUCCGGAUGACUUUACAGCUGCUCACAAGUUGGUUUUUGAUGUUACUGGCAAUGAAUUGACUCCAGGGGUGAAAUACGAUUUCAAAUUCAAGGAUUAUGCUCCAUGGGUGUUUCGGAAUCUUCGUGAAAUCUUUCAUAUUGAUGCUGCUGAUUAUUUGAUGUCUUUGACCCACAAAUAUAUACUUUCUGAACUUGGAUCUCCUGGAAAAAGUGGUAGUUUCUUCUAUUAUUCUCGGGAUUAUCGUUUUAUUAUCAAAACCAUUCAUCGCUCAGAACAUGUGUUUAUGCGGAAAAUUCUUAUGGAUUACUAUGAUCAUGUACGACGAAAUCCAAACACUCUUUUAUGUCGAAUUUAUGGACUUCAUCGGAUCAAAUUACCUCGAGGUAGAAAAAUACAUUUUGUUGUUAUGGGUAAUGUAUUUCCAUCCAACAAGAAUGUACAUGAAACUUAUGAUUUGAAAGGAUCUACAUUUGGAAGACUUACUACCGAUGAUGAAAUCAAUAAAAAUCCUUAUGCUGUCAUGAAGGAUCUUAACUGGAUCAAACGGAAAAAGAAGUUGGAAUUAGGCCCUGAAAAACGAAAUCUAUUCUUAACUCAACUUCAAAAGGAUGUGGCGGUAUUAACCAAGUUGAAUAUCAUGGAUUAUAGUUUAUUGAUUGGAAUUCACGGGAUCGAAAAGGGAAAUGAUGAACGUUAUCGAGAUCAACAUCUUCAGCUGAUAGAGACUCGUGGACUUGGAUUAGAGCGACAAUUAUCUAAACAACAAAAAUUCAAGCCAGUCAAAAAGUAUACAACAAAUCCAAUUCCAUUGGUAGCAACUUCUCAAUUAGCAACAAAUCCAUCAGAAGAAAGACGACAUUGUAUAUUUUAUGCUGAUAACGGUGGGUUUCAAAGUAGUGAUCGUCAUGAUCAAGAUUCUGAUCUACUUUACUUUAUUGGUGUCAUCGAUAUACUUACUCCUUAUAAUUUUAUGAAGAAAUCAGAACACAUAUGGAAAAGUAUCACUCAAGAUAAGAAUACGAUUUCAUCUGUUCCACCAAAAGUUUAUGGUCAACGGUUUUUGGAAUUUAUGGAAAAUGCUGUCAGAAACCAUCACUUUUGAUUAUUUAUAUAUUUCUUUUUUAUCGUUUAUCCAUUUUACAUAUCUUUUAUAUUGUAUAUAUAUAUAUCCUCACACACAUCUACUCUAUCCAUUCAUUUAUUUACACGAUUUACCUUUAUACAUAUCUAGACAUUACAUUUACAAUAAAAAGCAUCCUUUCUGGAAUUCAACAUUUUAGCUUCCAG
Molecule: messenger RNA, 1971 nt
Organism: Halteromyces radiatus
Lineage: Eukaryota; Fungi; Mucoromycota; Mucoromycetes; Mucorales; Cunninghamellaceae
Exons: 9
Coding region: 398-1786 (462 amino acids)
Biological process (GO): phosphatidylinositol metabolic process
Molecular function (GO): phosphatidylinositol kinase activity
Source: RefSeq, a predicted model, not a curated record